Messenger RNA from Oryza brachyantha (malo sina), 1374 nucleotides. RefSeq lists its product as uncharacterized. The transcript has 10 exons. The record is from RefSeq and is a predicted model, not a curated record. Lineage: Eukaryota; Viridiplantae; Streptophyta; Magnoliopsida; Poales; Poaceae. The coding region runs from base 112 to 978 and encodes 288 amino acids.
GGCGGCCGCACCACACCCACCCGUUCCGGCGCGGCGGCAUCUCUCUCUCACUCUCUCUCUCCUCCUCCUCCUCCUCUCUCUCUACGGCGAGGCGGCGGCGGCGGCGGCGGGAUGGUGGGCUCGGCCGCGUACUCCGCCGCGUCGACCGUCGUCGUGGUGAUGGCCAAGGGCAAGGGGAAGGGCGGCAAAGGCGGCUCCUCCGGCGCCCACAAGGUUUCUGAGCGACGGCCUCCUCGGAUCACUUCCAAUGUGAAGCAGAGCCUGAGGAUUCUAAAAUUUUGGAAGGAUUAUGAAAGAAGGCAAACAAGUGGACCUCAGCCUGCUACUCGUUACCGCAAAAAGAAAGUGAUAAAAGAAGUGCUUCCUGAUGACACAGACUUCUAUGAGGACGCUUCUUCCACUCUUCACUACACAAAUCAGGGUUUGGAAAUUGCAUCCCCAGUUAUUCUUGUGGAUGGUUAUAAUGUAUGUGGCUACUGGGGAAAGCUUAAGAAGGACUUCAUGAAUGGAAGGCAAGAGAUUGCAAGACAAAUGCUCAUUGAUGAGCUGGUAUCUUUCAGUGCAGUAAGAGAAAUAAAAGUUGUGGUAGUAUUUGAUGCUGCAGCCUCUGGGCUUUCUACACAUACAGAAACUUAUAAAGGGGUUGAUGUGGUGUAUUCUGGUGACUUAUCUGCUGAUUCUUGGAUUGAGAAGGAGGUUGAAGCUUUGGUGGCAGAUGGAUGUCCAAAAGUCUGGGUUGUAACAUCUGAUGCAUUGGAGCAACAAUUGGCACAUGGAGAAGGUGCUCUUAUUUGGAGCUCUAAUAGAUUGGUCAAAGAGAUAAAAGAAUCAGAAAAGGAGCUUGAUGAAGAGCUGAAGGAAACAAGGUCAACAUCGUUGCAAGGGAAGCUUUUUCAGCACAAGCUGAAACCUAAAGUAGUUCAUGCAUUGAAAGAUCUCCGGAAUAAGCUUGAAGAACAAGAGCGGGGAAAGAGGUGACUACAUGCUGGAUGGCAUGAACAUGGAGUUGUAAAAUGGCUGACAAGCGCACCUGCAUUGGAUCCGUAGGCAGGGCUGAUUUAACAUGGUGAGGGCAUUGAUAUGAUGUAAUAUAGGAUCUGGGUUUUUGUAAUGACCCAGUUUGUGCUUUGUGGAGAGAGGCUGAGGUAGGCUAGGCAUGCUUUGCAUCAGAAAUUCAGAACCUUGCAGCUCCAGAGAAGAAAGUUACGAGCUGUACAGUAAUGUAAAUAAUAUCAGCAGAUUCCUCUUGAUUAAUCUUGCAGAAGCUCUCUUGCGUGGAAGAUCAUUGUACUUUAUUCUUUUUGAUUUUUUUAAGGAUACGAGAGAGGAAGAAUACGUGUAUGUAUAUAUGAUUCUGGAUUUCAAUGAAUGUUA